Sugiyamaella lignohabitans is the source of this 2679-nucleotide messenger RNA. It is a transcript of the gene PAT1, whose product is annotated as Pat1p. Gene Ontology annotation, cellular component: P-body. Gene Ontology annotation, molecular function: RNA binding. NCBI's taxonomy places the organism in Eukaryota, Fungi, Ascomycota, Dipodascomycetes, Dipodascales, Trichomonascaceae. The coding region runs from base 1 to 2679 and encodes 892 amino acids. The record is from RefSeq and is a predicted model, not a curated record. Gene Ontology annotation, biological process: deadenylation-dependent decapping of nuclear-transcribed mRNA; P-body assembly. The transcript has a single exon.
AUGUCGUUCUUCGGAGUCAAGACGGCGUCUUCUGGCGGGGAAGCGGCCGUGUAUGAGUUCGACGACACUUAUGACGAUAAUCUUGGCGCUGCCUUAGAAGAGACGAAUGAUGAUUUCAAUGACGAGACAUUUGGAGAUUUUGGAGAUGGAGUUGGUAAUGAUUUCGAUUUUGCCGGACAGACUGCCAAUGUAGCAGACACAAUUGACGAGGAACAAUUCACGUUUGCUAGAAAUGCUGGUGGUAAGCUUGGUAGUGUUAGUGGAGCAGGUGGUGCUGGAGGUAGUGGACUCAAUUUAUUGCCUUCUACCACAGGUUCAGUUCCUAGUUUACAACCGAUAGCUUCUUUGUGGGGUACCGCGGGGGUCGACAAGAAACCAGAACCUCAACCAGCCGCUCAACAACAACAACCACAACAACCUCAACAACCUAAGAUUCUGUCUUUGGAAGAAGUGGAAGCCCAGAUGCUUGGUAAAUCUCAACAGCAGUUACCUCAUGGCGUGCUUCCUCAACCUCCUCAAGGGUUUCCACCUCAAGGAUUCCCUCCUCAGGGGUUCUUUCCUCAGGGAUUCCCUCCACAAGGAUUUCCUCCUCAAGGAUUCCCAGGCCAAGGAUUUCCUCAGGUACCACAGGGAUAUCCUCCUCAAGGAUUCCCUCCUCAAGGAUAUCCACUGCCUCAGGACCCUGCUGUGUUGAUGAGUAGUGGAUACUAUGGCUCAGGUGCGGGUCCUACUCCUGGUCAACCCGGUUUAGGCCAACCUGGCCAACCUGGUCAACCUCCUCAUCAACAACAGAUUCCAGGUCAACAACAACUGCAGCAACAGCAGCAGCAACCACAACAGCAACAACAAGCACAAUUCCAACAGCCACCAGCAGGUCAGAGUGUUCAAGCCGAUAGUGCAAUUAAGCAGAUCGAAGGACAAUUGGCACAAACUAGUGUGCAAGACCAAGGACAAUCUCAGGGCCAGAGACCACAGGGAGCUCAUGGACAAGAAGCUAAUGCCCAGAAUAACGCGCAAGGAAAUGCUCAAACUCCAUACUCACUUCCACAGCAGGUUCAACAGGGUCAACAGCCCGUGGUUCCAUUGAACCAAGUAAUCAAUGAAGACCUGGCACAAUCUGAAGCCGAGCACCAGAGAAUGUUUGAAAAGUCUCGUAAGAUUGCUGAGAUUGUCAAGUAUAACGGACUCAUGUCACAAUGGGAUAAGAACUUUAUUAUGAGAAUCCAGUUACAACAAAUGGUAACUGCCGACCCAUAUAACGAGGACUUUUAUUAUCAGGUUCACUCUGCUAUUCAAGCAAGAAACAACCCGCAACAACCUCUUAAUGAGUUUGCUCGUACGUACCUUCUUCAAAGAGGCCAACGAGGAAACGGUAGAUUCAGACGUCAUAACGAUAAUCCCCUGCAAAGAAUGCAACAGCAAGUUCAAAGAGCAGUGGCUGCUGCUAAGGAACAUCCAAAGAAAGAACAAAUUGCUCCUGAAGGUGCACUUGGUAAGAUCUCGGUUGGCGGAGGUAAACAACCAAGGAAAGCACUCAAUGUAGCAGGCUCUGCUUCCAACAUUCCAUCCAGUCCAUCUACCUCAUCUUCUGCAAAGGUUGAGGCUCUUAAGAAACUCACUUUAACAUCUUCGACCAGCCAAUCCGGCACAUACACUAAAAAGGGACUAUUACGGUCAAUUGAAAAUGUAUAUACGAUUCUCCUUGAGAUUGAAAGUGUAGAGAGAUCGAGACCCAGUGAGGAUUUUAAUGACCAACAACAACAACAACACCAGCAGCAAGCAGCUGAGGAUGUUGCUGAUUCAGAUUCGUCUCCAGCCGCUACACCAGCAUCUGUUGUCAGUUAUGAAGAACGGUUACAAACAUGGCAAGAUAAGAUGCAAACACUUGUAGACCAGCUAUGGAACGAGUUACAGGUCCUCGAGCCAAUUGAUUCGGCUAAUAACCAACCAUUCAUUCUCAUGCUGUCACACGACAAGGGCAAGAAGGUGAUUCCUCGUAUCUUCCGUCACUUGUCACAGAAGCAGCGUCUGACUGUGCUGACCCGUAUCGUUGCUCAUAUCGAGUCUCUCGACGUAGUUAAAGACGGUGAUUAUGGAUCCAGUGGUACAUUAUCGGCCAAGACCAGAGAAUCCAUUGAACUGUUUUCACAAACUGUGCUGCCACCAUUAGUGCAUCUUGUAUCCGAGUCGUCAUAUGAUGUAGUGAUUGGUCUGUUAGAGAUCAUGCUCAACAGCUCGAAUAUGGUGCAUGUCUCGUCUACUAAGAUUGGUCUUGCAUUCCUUACAGUACUGAUUUCACGAGCUGAACUCAUCAGUCAAGAAGAGUCCGAGGCCGCAACCCCAUCAGCUGCUGCUACUCGUGAUCUUGCCAACUGGCAAGCCACUUUCAACACCCUGUUUACAAAGGUCCAGGGCCACCUGUCGAGUAUAUUCCCACCCCGCAACGUCGAUAACUCGUACGUCUGGCACUUCCUCGCAUCACUCGCUCUAGCCGCCAAACUCGAGCACCAACGGAUUAUUGUCGACGAGGUGCGCGAAAUGAUCUUCGGCACCAUGAACGAGGCCAAGGCCCUCCCUGUCGAGCUGGGAGUCUCGAAAAUCGCCAACCUCAACCUCUUCCUCAACGUCAUGGGACUCAAUGCCACCACCACCGAGAUCACCGAACUUUCCAGCCAAUAA